This is a messenger RNA of Seminavis robusta, 759 nucleotides long. NCBI's taxonomy places the organism in Eukaryota, Bacillariophyta, Bacillariophyceae, Naviculales, Naviculaceae. The record is from the annotation of a GenBank genome assembly.
GCGGCAGCGGCAUUCGGAAAAAGUUUGGCCAAAGAAGCGCAGCGAGGAAACGGCAUGAAUUGGAAAGUCUCCACAUCCAGAGGAUUGGAAAGCAGCGAUGUCACGACCAUGGGCGAACACGUCCCUUACAAUGUCGCCAAUGCAUCCAACGACACGGAAGCCUACUUUGACGGUGUCCGUCGAGAAUUUCAACAACGACGGCGGAAACAGUCGUCUGUAAUGCCCACGCUUUGGCCACUCGAUCAAUUGCGGUUGGAACUGGAUGAAGCUUGGACGCAAGGGGCCGGUCUGGCACGAGAGAGUCAGGGACAAAAGCGUCCCUUUGGAGGUGGUCUCCCCAGAGUCAUGAUGGGUCCCACGCGAUGGAGAAAAGGAUUUGUUCAUGUCGAUGAAAUGGGGCCACUCAAUCCACAUCAAGGUCUUUUUAGUGCCAACAUUUACCUCCAGCUACCCAGUGAUAGUAACGACCGAAAGCAACGGGCUCUGGAAAUUUGGCCUCUGGGGAUUCGAAAUCGAUGGGAUUGGUACCGAAACGCACUUCUCUUGUCGGGCCUUUCCUCUCAAGAUCCGGAAAUGCAAGUGAUGCUUCGUGCCAAGAUGGGAGAACCCAAAUCAGUGGAUGUAGAACCAGGUGAUUUGGUCUUGAUUUGUACGCAACGGCCCCAUGCCGCAGUUGGGUUUCAGCAAGGGACUCGAGUGUCCUUACAGUGCUUUCUCCAAUACGAUGGCGCGGACAAGAGGCUGCUGAUUGACACAUAA